Molecule: messenger RNA, 1182 nt
Organism: Leishmania braziliensis MHOM/BR/75/M2904
Lineage: Eukaryota; Euglenozoa; Kinetoplastea; Trypanosomatida; Trypanosomatidae
Exons: 1
Coding region: 1-1182 (393 amino acids)
Source: RefSeq, a predicted model, not a curated record
AUGCACGCUACACUUCUGUGCGGUGCGAUACGCGCGGCGGCGCUGCCAAAGAAAGCGGCGCCGCUGUACCAACUUCUUCGCGAAACUACGGCGCAAAGCGGGGCUGAUGCAGAGUGCCCUACUCGAGCAGGCAAUGCGCCUCUGAGCAGCUCCCUGCCGAAGGGCUCCUCAACGGAGGGCUGCACCUUACUCUCGUCUCUGCCGGUGGGAAUGUUUGAAGGGCUGAAUCGGCAUGUCUGGGUGGACAGCAGGCGAGGCUUCUGCCACCUCUGCCAGGAGCCCGUGAGUAACGUCACGUUGCACUCCAGUGACCGCGAUCACACCAGUAUGCUGUUUUUCCUGCUUCUCUACACGGCGUACCCGAGACAUGACCUGCUGACUGAGGCGGCGCAAGCCCCGACCGCCGGGGAGAAGGCGGCCGUUAUGGUGAACGGUGCGAAUUGCGCCUCGCGACCAUCCUCUACCACCCCGCCUCUCCCGCCCGCUGCCCACGCCAGAGCCACAGCGCCGUCGCCGCCAGUGUCCGUUUCGAAAAACAAAAUUAGCCCGCUCUUCACCCCAGAUUGUGUCCUUAGCGGGGCGAAGCGGCACUUUCCGUCUCUCUUCCGCUACGUCACGGACUGUCGCACCACGGACCGCCUACACGUCGUCGACGAUGCCGUGCGCCGCGCCGAGCUGGAGGCGCUCUUACUGUACCUGGCGCACCCACCGCAUCAGGCGCUCUCACACGUGCUGCAAGGCCAAAGCCCGAAUGGAUUUUGGUACAACGGGGAGCGCAUGUGGAAGGCCCACAUCAGCCGCAUCGUCACGCAGCUGUACCCGCCCAUGUCGGCUGGCAUGAUGACCAACUUCACCCAGAAGUGCUGGGGCCGCACUAACGGGGAGCGGCUGUACGACGCACUUUGCCUGCACCGGAUGAAGGCCUACCACGGCUGGGGCCCCUUCGAGAGUAAAGAGCGCAAGGCCUUUUUUUUAAGGCAUCUGAUCUGGGAGCUGCUCUGUGUCGAGGUCCGCGACGAGGUGUCGGAGGAGGCAAAACUCUUGACCUCGCUGGCGCUUCGACGGCUCGCGUUUGAGAUGGUCUUCCUGCAGUCGAUGGACUACAUGGAUCGAGUCCAGCGGGUGCAUGAGCUGCUGGGCAGCCCCACACUGGACGAGCUGAAAAACCUUAACGUGCUCUGA